UUUCUCUCUCUAUCUAUAUAUAUAUAUAUAUAUAAGUGAUGAGUUGAUGAAAAGAAAACCUAACUGUGUUUCUGUGUUUAACAAGAACAGGAACAAAGAUACAAGUACUCCAGUCUUUGCGCCGCCAUAGCGCCGAAGUAAUCUGCCGGUAUCUGAACCUUCUAUAGCUGGUAUGGGUAGUUCUGGGUCAGGGAAUGAUGGGAUGAAAGAGCAAGACCGACUUUUGCCCAUUGCAAAUGUUGGGAGAAUUAUGAAACAAAGCUUACCGCCGAAUGCUAAAGUUUCGAAAGAAUCUAGAGAAACCAUGCAAGAAUGUGUUUCUGAGUUCAUAAGUUUUGUUACAGGUGAAGCAGCAGAUAGAUGCCGCAAAGAGAAACGAAAAACGGUAAAUGGUGACGACAUCUGUUGGGCUAUUAGUACACUAGGUUUAGAUGAUUAUGCUGAACCUUUGAAAAGGUACUUGAGCAAAUAUAGGGAAUUAGAAGGAGACAAAGCUAACCAAAAUAUUGGUAGUAGUAGUUAUCAUGCUGAUGAAGACGAAACCUCGGCCUUUGAGAAUGGUGGUCGUCCUAUGGUUCCUAAUCCUUUGGAUUUCAAUAUGUUCGGAAAUAAGGGCACCAUUAAUAAAGGCUCUAGCUCAAGGCCAAAUUAAUACCGAUCUCAUACAAUGUAGCGCAUGAGUGCUAGCAAUGUUUCCUAUCUACAAGUACUGACUGAUCUGAAAACUAUGCAGAUGCUAUAUUAGUAAACAAGAUAUAUUAUUAUUAGAUACCGCUUUGCUGAAAGAGAUCGAUGUUCAUGAUCUUUAUUUACUACAUAUAUAUAUAUAUGGGAGUAGUCGUAUUACUACCUACUCUUGAAUAAAAACUUAGUAUUUGUGCUUGUAAUAUUUGUGUGGAAAAGUAUGUAAGAAACUUGAGAUCAAUUAUGAUGGUAUGUUUGCUUAAAAA
Molecule: messenger RNA, 950 nt
Organism: Papaver somniferum (opium poppy)
Lineage: Eukaryota; Viridiplantae; Streptophyta; Magnoliopsida; Ranunculales; Papaveraceae
Product: nuclear transcription factor Y subunit B-1-like
Exons: 1
Coding region: 173-652 (159 amino acids)
Biological process (GO): regulation of transcription by RNA polymerase II
Cellular component (GO): CCAAT-binding factor complex
Molecular function (GO): DNA-binding transcription activator activity, RNA polymerase II-specific; protein heterodimerization activity; RNA polymerase II cis-regulatory region sequence-specific DNA binding
Source: RefSeq, a predicted model, not a curated record